UCAGUCCCCUGCCCCGACAUCCCACGCAGUGGCAGAAAGUUGUGGCGAGUGCUGCGGCGGCGGCUGCUGCAGGUCGGGGCAGAGGCGUCCUCUCUGCCGAGUGUAGCAGCCCCCAGUUCCCCUCCCUCUCCCCAGCCCCCGCCCCCGCCAGGUUCCCCCCCCCCCCUUUCGCUUGGCUGACCCGCGGCAGAUCGGCCCGUUCUCGCCUCUCCACCGUCCCUCCCUUUUUUCCUCAAGUCCUGAAGUUGAGUUUGCGAGGCGACACGGCGGCGGCGGCCGCGCUGCUCCCGCUCCUCUGCCUCCCCAUGGAUAUGCACUGCAAAGCAGACCCCUUCUCCGCGAUGCACCCAGGGCACGGGGGUGUCAACCAGCUCGGGGGGGUGUUUGUGAAUGGACGGCCCCUGCCAGAUGUGGUGCGGCAGCGUAUUGUGGAGCUCGCCCACCAGGGAGUACGGCCUUGUGACAUCUCUCGGCAACUGCGGGUCAGCCACGGCUGUGUCAGCAAGAUUCUGGGCAGGUACUACGAAACGGGCAGCAUCAAACCCGGGGUGAUCGGCGGCUCCAAGCCCAAGGUGGCUACACCCAAAGUAGUGGACAAGAUCGCUGAAUACAAGCGGCAGAAUCCGACCAUGUUCGCCUGGGAGAUACGCGACCGACUGUUGGCGGAAGGAAUCUGCGACAACGACACAGUGCCCAGCGUCUCUUCCAUCAACAGGAUCAUCCGGACCAAAGUUCAGCAGCCUUUCCACCCGACCCCAGAUGGGACAGGGACAGGAGUGACAGCUCCUGGACACACCAUAGUUCCCAGCACGGCCUCCCCUCCUGUUUCCAGCGCCUCCAAUGACCCUGUAGGCUCAUACUCCAUCAAUGGGAUCCUGGGGAUUCCUCGCUCCAAUGGUGAGAAGAGGAAACGUGAUGAAGAUGUGCCUGAGGGCUCCGUCCCGAAUGGAGACUCCCAGAGUGGCGUGGACAGUUUGCGGAAGCACUUGAGAGCAGAUACCUUCACUCAGCAACAACUGGAAGCUUUAGAUCGGGUCUUUGAGCGUCCUUCCUACCCCGAUGUUUUCCAGACAUCAGAGCACAUCAAAUCGGAGCAGGGGAAUGAGUACUCCCUCCCAGCUCUGACCCCUGGGCUUGAUGAAGUCAAAUCCAGUCUAUCUGCCUCAGCAAAUCCCGACCUGGGGAGCAACGUGUCGGGAACCCAGACGUACCCCGUGGUCACCGGUCGUGACAUGGCGAGUACCACCCUGCCCGGUUAUCCCCCCCAUGUUCCUCCCACUGGCCAGGGAAGCUACCCCACCUCUACCCUGGCAGGAAUGGUGCCUGGAAGUGAGUUCUCAGGCAACCCCUACAGCCACCCUCAGUACACAACCUACAAUGAGGCCUGGAGAUUCAGCAACCCGGCCUUACUAAGUUCCCCUUAUUAUUAUAGUGCCACCCCCCGGGGCUCCGCCCCUGCCGCUGCUGCCGCUGCCUAUGACCGCCACUAGUUACCGCGGAGACCACAUCAAGCUUCAGGCCGACAGCUUCGGCCUGCACAUUGUCCCCGUCUGAAGCCCGCCCGCCUGCUCGCCCGCUCGCUCGCCGCUGGCCUCUCUCCCGCCGCUGGCCUCUCUCCCGCCGCCACUCACGGAGGGAGGGAGGAUCCACGCCACGCCACGCGACGGGACGGGACGCUACGCCUCCCAGUUGGCCCCCGUCCUUCCCAUUUCCCUCUUUCCUCCCCCGCAGUCUUUCUUUAAAUCCGGGACCCGUUAAGACGGGACAGGCUGAGUCUCGGGAGGAUCCCGCAGACCCCGCCUUCUGCCCCUCUCUGGCCUCUGCCUCGCCGCCUUCCGCAGCCUCCUCUAGGUCCGCGGGGAGGGAGGCGAAGGGAUGCGCCCUAACCUGGUCAGGCGCCCGCCUCCUCCCUCUCGGUGCGCCACCUCGGGCCGGGGCAGGGACUUGUGGCGUUGGCCGGGGUGUAGGACGCCCAGCCUAGAACGGGUCUGCUAGCCUGGGCCUGGGCCAAGUCGGGCGGGCUGGACUAUCAGAGCGGGAACAGCAUUCAGGCCCCACCCAACCCGACCCGGUCAGGCCCGCCCUGGUCCGCCCCUCCCCGUCCCGCACCUGCAGGACCGGAAGGAGAGAGAGCGAAACGGUGUUAAGCCGCUUUGCCGGGAAGGCUUGGGGAAAGAAAAUCCCGAACAAAAAAGUUAUAAACUAAAGGAAAGAACGACCCACCUGAUCCCUAGUGCGCUGGGCUCUCUCCCUCCAUCCCCAGCCCAGGACGUAAGGGGGAAUGUGAUGCAGAAUGUCUGUGGAGCCUGAGGCCUGCGGGACUAUCUCUGCUGAGGGGACACAGGGCAAUAACCCUGUUCCAGAUAACUCGACUUAAGUCUGGUUCUUUCCUUUUCCCACCCAAACCGCUACACCCUAUACCAUCACUACUGCCCCUGUUGCUGUUUGUCGCUGUUUCCUGCCCCAGCCCCCAUGGGCUUCCCGGAACCCUGGGACCCACCUGACCCUGCAUUUCAGACGCCUCCCCACUCUCUCUCAGCUUUUACAAUCGUGUUCAAUCUCAGUUGGGCCGGGUCACCCUAGAGCAAUGGGUCCCAGGCCCCGUCCCAGCCCUGUUUCUGGAUAUAGCCCCUCAGUCUGGGGCUGGCCGGGUGGAACAGCCCUAGGCCAGCACGGUCCGCUCCUCCUCUCCCCGCGAAGCCAAGCCGUGGGGUUUGAGGUCCAAAUCGGGCCAGAAUAGGGCAAUAUCUGAGCUCUGGCUGCCUGAGAUGGGCUUGGGAGCCAGCAAAACUUCCACUAGUUGUGUCAGCGAGCCUGGGCAGGGACCUCAAAUUCUACAAUUAUUUAACAUUAUGGUAUUUGCAAAAAGAAAAAAAAAAGCCUAUGGCUGCUGCUUUAUAGAAAGACGGUGUGUGUUGUGUGAAGGCGAAUCCUCGUGUAUAUAAACCCUUCCAAUGCCCCUCCCGACCUGGGCCAUCCUGUAUCGUAGUGACUAAAGCCACCCGCUGCCCGCCUGUAGAUAAGCCCUGCUGUCUGUGCUGUGAGAGUCGCCGCUCACUUUGGGGGGGGAGGGGGGAGGAGGGAAGAGAUGGGGGGAGGGGGUACACAAGAUACAUACCCAAUAAAGCACAGCACGUGGGGGAGGGGCGCGGGGCAGGGGGGGGGAUUUUUUUUAAGUUGCAAAAAAAAAAAAAAAAAAAAAAAAAGGUUUGAAAGAAAAGAAAUCACUAUGCAAAAUGACUCCUGUGGACUCCUCUCCUGUGGUUGUUACCUUUUAAACCAUCUCUCUCGGUCCCGUGCUUCCGUCCCGUUUCUCUUUCUGUGUCUCUUUUCUCUAAUACUGGCUUCUCCCUCACCAUCUCCUCCUAUACCAGGCUUGACUUGCCAUCCUUGAGCUCUCAGUCCUGCCUGGCCCCCAGAUCUGCACCCUCCUGUCUUGGGAAACUAAUGGCUUGAGCAGCCCUUCCACUCUCCUCCUUCCCCCCCGCCCCACUCCGUGCCAGUAACUUGUCUUCUAAUCUCUUUUUUCCUCACUCUAUCCUUCUCCCUCCCCUUUUUCCUCCUUCCCUGCCUCUUUGCUCUCUUCUUCACUCCUCUACACGCUUUCUCUCUCCACUCUGCUUCUCUUCUCUCUUUUUCUUUCCUCUCUUUCCUCUUUCUUCUGGUCCCUUCCCCAGAGCGGCUGUGCCUGCAUGUUUCCUCACCUGUGGAUAGUGACGACUCGAAAUAACAGAAACAAAGUCAAUAAAAAGUGAAAAAAAAAUUUUUUUUUAACUGGAAGAGUCCGGAGCCCGAGCCUCAGGGAGGCUUCCUCCAGCCUAACCCACCUGGCGGGUCUCUGAACUUUCUCCCAGAACUUUACCGAGAAAGUGAGAAAACACAAUGGUUUUAAUGAACUGUCGGCGCCCCGGGGCGAACCCUGCCCUGAGUCUAGUCAGAACAACUGACUGACAGGGCAGGGACCUGAGCCUGGGAGACUCUGAAAGUCACCCUCAGCCUAGGAUUGACCCUUAGCCUCCCUCAGCCUUCCCCAGCUUCCUUCAGCCUCCCUCAGCGCCGGUUCUGUUUGAUUCCUUUUGUGCACAUGAGAAAUAAAUAAAUAAAUAAAUAAAUAAUAAUAAAUAAUAAUAAAUAAAAUUUUGUAUGUCAUUCCCAA
Antechinus flavipes (yellow-footed antechinus) is the source of this 4156-nucleotide messenger RNA. It is a transcript of the gene PAX2, whose product is annotated as paired box 2. The transcript is spliced from 10 exons. The record is from RefSeq and is a predicted model, not a curated record. NCBI's taxonomy places the organism in Eukaryota, Metazoa, Chordata, Mammalia, Dasyuromorphia, Dasyuridae. The coding region runs from base 306 to 1490 and encodes 394 amino acids. Gene Ontology annotation, molecular function: DNA-binding transcription factor activity, RNA polymerase II-specific; RNA polymerase II cis-regulatory region sequence-specific DNA binding. Gene Ontology annotation, biological process: anatomical structure development; regulation of transcription by RNA polymerase II.